CGCACCUAAAGAAACCGGAGCCGGAAGUGACGUUUGAAAUAGCGGUUAGAGCUCCAGCGCCGCGUUGGAUGCCUUGUUGAUACAGAGAUGAGCGGUGACAAUGUGAAGUUGUUUGUGGGGAACCUUCCUUUAGAUGCAACUCACGACGAGCUGACCAAGCUUUUUUCUCCGUUUGGAGAGAUCAACACCUGCUCUUUGCUCAGACAGUAUGCCUUCGUUACCCUGAAGGGAGAGGGGGCAGCAGACAGGGCCAUACGAAAUCUUGAUGGCAAAGAGUACAGGGGGCGGCCCUUGGUGGUCGAGGAGUCACGUGCACGUCCACCCAACUCCACCAAAGUGUUUGUGGGGAACCUCGCUGCAACAUGUUCAGCAGAUGACCUGCACGGGUUGUUCUCAACCUACGGAAGAGUACUAGACUGUGACAAAGUUAAAGCCAGAUUAUGCUCAAAUGUUGGCUAUGCAUUUGUGCACAUGGAGAGGAAGGAGGAGGCGCUGGUAGCUAUUGAAGGACUCAACGGGACCAAUUACAAGGGCCGUCAGUUGGCUGUAGAACUGUCCAAAGCCCAACCUUUGGUCAACCAGCUUGCAAUGGCUGGAAAUAACUACGGUGGAACAGGCAGGGACGGUCUUCUUCCACGACCGCCUCCAUCACUAGAGCACCACCAGAGUCAAGCAGCUGUUCUAGCAGCAGCUGCAGCAGCCGCAGCUGGACUCCCAAUACAAGUUCAACAAAGUGUCCAUAACUCAUUCUACAACACCACAACCUUUGACCCCACCUACGCUGCCUUGAAGGGCAUUACCAGCGCUAACGGUGCAGAUGGGGUGAUAUAUGGUGCUCUUGCCAGCCAGGUAUAUGGAACUGUUGCGGACCAGGUGUACAAAGAUAUGUCCAAUCACAAUUCUGCUGCCGUAGCCCCUGUUACAGAAGCAGACUCACAGAACGGGCCAGACCCCACAACGCUUUUCGAGGCAGCGAGAGCCAAGUUCUUUCAGGAGGGACAGAAGGUUCUGGCAGAGCAGCAGAUAGGGAGAAAGGGAGCAGAGAAUGAGCGGGACCGCAGCCCAAUCAGAGGAAAUCGAGCCCCCCUUCUCCCAGACCCCGUCCCUGGUUCCUUCGGUCAGAUACGACAGAAGCGCCGCGCCCUGCUGCCGACCCCCCCCGGAGCCCCUGAAGAGUCCCCGGCUGCCACCAACACCCCUGAAGGGUCAGAUCCUGUAGCUAGGUCGUACGAAGAGUACUACCAGCAACUGCAUCAGUACCAACAGUAUCAGCAGUACCAGCAGCAGCAACAGUACCAGUACCUCCAGUAUGCCUACACCAACCCUCCUCCUCCUCCUCCACCUCCACCGGCCAACACACAGGCCUCCACCACAGCCCCUGCACCCCCAGGGACGUACUCUGCGCCCCCAACGUACGCGGCACCGGGGGCCUACCCACCGCCGGGAACAUAUGACGCGUCGGGAGGUUACGCUGCCCCCCCAGGGAGCUAUGACGCGUCUGGAGGCUACGGGGCACCGGGAGCUUACGGCCCACCAGGAGCUUACGCUGCAGCGGGAAGCUACUCCACAUCCACACCGUAUGAGCAGACAGCCGCACACGGGCAACCCAUGCCCCAGCGCCAUGAUUACCCUUACCACACGCCAGAACCCCCUUAUCGAUAGUCCCACUCCCAUACACUCCUUCCACACUGCAGAUGUGUGUGUGUGUGCGUGUGUGUGUGCAUGUGUAUCUACAUAAGGGACAGUUUAAAAAGGAAAAUCAGAGAGGGAGCAAGGUUGUAAUUCAGAUCUAAAGCAUUUUCUCCAUCGUUUCUCUAGUUGGUCUGUCAGUUGAUUGGUUGUGUGGUUAACUUACAGAGGGACAGCUUAUAUUUGAACAUUGCCAAGCGAUCGGGUUGUGUGAGAGGCUAUAGAGGCACAGUUGGUUUCUUGUUGGAUGUUUAAGAAGCUUAAGCGUUUCAUGGGGCAAAGUGGAGUCCAGGGUAGAUCUCGUUGGAGAAGCUUUUUUGUUUGUACAGAAUCGAGGCCUUUAAUAUAAUUUACACAAAAAUGUACACCAAAAAGGGGUUCAUGGAAAAGCAGUCCAUAAGCCAUGCAAAGUCAUAGUUUCAAGUAGGGAAAACACUGAUAAAUUGUUAUGGAGAAUGUUUGUCUUUUAGUUUCAGGCUGGUUUCACAGUAAGGACAGGUUUAGUGCUCGUCAAGCAAUCCCAAGUAAAGAUGUUGAAUUUUUUAUUUUAGGUCAUGGAAAUCUUCAUAAAUAUCCAAAACUCUUAAAUUGACAAAUGAAAUUGAUUGUUCAAAAGUCACAAAGAGUCUUGUGCAACCCUUGAUGAUUUUGUGAUUGCAUUUAGCCCGCUGGCAUUGAAAGUCUUCUUGAGGCUUCGAGUGUGUGCCGAGAGGUUACAGAGAGGCCGAGAGGUUACAGAUUACAUUUGCAGUCAACACAGGCCUUCCUUUUUAAUUGGCACAGUUUGCCUGACUUAAGAUACAUAUAACCACUCCAGUUAUUCUUGUGAAGCUUUGUAGGUACAAGAGAUGGCAAAGUUUGACCCUGACUUUGACAACUACAAGAUAAAAAUACUUUGGAUGUAACAAUUUCAGCGAUUGACAUAACCUGGGUGUUCUCUUGGAUAGGUUUUCCACAGUUUAGGCCUAGCCCAGGCUUUUUAGAAGUCUACACACACUCAGGAGUUAAAUACAUGUAUCCUGUCAGGGUUUGACACCAAAACAUUGGAAAAUAAUAUCUAAAUAUCUUUCUAGUCCUUAACAUUAUUUGCUUUCCAUGUCAGUUUUGUGUAGACAUGUUACUGGAGCAUCAUGGGAGAAAAGAAAGCCCAGUGCAUGCAUGUUUCUCUUUAUUCAGGUAAUACUCAGUUAAACCCACACACGAGGCAUUGUGUUCAGUACAUAUUUAAAUAUGUAAAGGCUAGAAUUACAGCAAGCUUUGAUUGGCUGAUGAUGGAUAUGAGCAUUAUCAAUUCUGUAAUUCCUGAUUGGUUUAUAACUUUUAAUGUUAUUAGCUUUUUUUCCAAUAUCAUCAGCUUAGUAGUUUUCAUACAUGGAAAUUCACAAUUUGGUACUUUUGUAAAUACAUACAACUUUGUUUUAAGUGGAAGGGGUAAAGCCAACUAGCAUUUGGUUGAUUGGUAAGAAUAUUGACUAUUUAUAUUUGAGAUAAAAUGAUUGUAUUUCUAAACCAGUUGGAAUAGUGAAUAGACGUGGUGAAGGAAGACAGUUGAGUUGUAUUUGUCUGUUUAAAAAGGACUGAAACAUAAAGCAUUACGGUUAUCCGAUUACAGUCCUGAUUGGUAUUCGACCAUUGUGGCUUGUGAGUGUAUAACUAAUUACGCUCCAAGAUCAGACAUUGCAUACAAUUAGAAAUGAUUUGAUACUCCUAUAAUGCGUUGUCAUGUUGCUGAAGUGAAUCGUGUGGGUUAUUGACAGAGUGGACAGUGUUGGUGCUGCAGGUAAACACAAGGGUUGUUUUGGAUUUAGUAAAGGCCGCUGAUUUUACUGAGCAGCAGUGAGAAGGGGCCGCUUCCCUUUCCCUUUCCCCCUUCUGAUCUCACCAGAAACACACACCUCAUUUUGAAACUAGGAGUACUGGCUUUCUCUGCGUUCUUACCACACUACACAACUUCACACUUGUAUUUAGAUGCAUUUAAAAUGGGUUCAUUGCAUUUUACUCAUGUAAAGCAGGCCACACGUGCAAAUGAUACUAAUGCACACCUGAUUGCAGCUGUAUGUCAUGUGACUUAGAGUAGAACGGUUUGUGAUUGUACCACACACUCAUUUCUUUAUCGCCACCUGACUUGGUAGUGCUGUGUUAGGUUUAAGUGACACAUAGCCUCUCUAAAUUUCCACAUAAUUCCACCUUCUCCAUGUGAACUGUUAGUUGCAUGCCUUGUUGUUGCUGCUGCUCCAGCCACCUUCUUCCUCUUGCUGAUUAUUGCAGCUAGAGUGGGAGGGAGCCAAACUGAGCCCUUGCCCCGGACGUACGCCACACGCAGCUGUAGCGUGGGAUGGGAAAAACAGCAGCGUUAGGCCUGAAACUGCUGUGGACGAUGGGGUGUCCCCCCACUAAGGUAAACACUCAGACCACACACUCCUGUCCCUCCCCAAAAACACACAAACACACAUACACACAUACAGAAACAUCUUUGUCCAUACUUCUUUUACCUUGCCUGUCUUCAGGGAGUUUUAUUUGUCAGGAUUUCAGAUUUUUGGAAAUGGAUCUCCCCCAUCCUUUUUUAAUAGGAGAUUACCUUUUUUCCUGCUUUUGAUAUCCCUGAUCAUAUCCCUGCUUUAGGAUACUAUGCUCAUACAUUCCUGCUCCCGACAUACUGACCGCUCACACACAGCAGAUUUGGAGGACACGUUAACCAUCUUUUAGUCUAAAUCUGAAGCAGGCAUGUCGUCAGUACAUCCUGAAUAUAACAGCCUGUCAUUGAACUACCAGGCAAUCACAGCCAGAGCUGGACGUGGGACAUUUAGGUAGGAUGGGUUGUUUUAGUUUUUGUAAAUGUGCCCCUGCGGCCACUUUGGGGUUAAGUGCCUUGCGUAAGAGCACAUAGGUAAGCCCUUCAUUUCAGAGUUGAAUAACCUGGCUCAGGAUCGGUUGCUGGUUCAACGCUCAACUCCCCCCUCUCCCCUAAAACAACGAUUUUUGAUGCCACAUUCAACUUGUAUGAAUGACAAUGAACACAGAUAUUAUCAUUUUGUUUUAAAUUACAUUUUGUCCUUAUGUUCUUGGAAAUGUUUAAUUAUCAAUAAAUACAUUUGAACUAAA
Molecule: messenger RNA, 4791 nt
Organism: Trematomus bernacchii (emerald rockcod)
Lineage: Eukaryota; Metazoa; Chordata; Actinopteri; Perciformes; Nototheniidae
Gene: rbm14a
Product: RNA binding motif protein 14a
Exons: 8
Coding region: 88-1662 (524 amino acids)
Cellular component (GO): cytosol
Molecular function (GO): mRNA binding
Source: RefSeq, a predicted model, not a curated record